Messenger RNA from Serpula lacrymans var. lacrymans S7.9, 702 nucleotides. RefSeq lists its product as uncharacterized. Lineage: Eukaryota; Fungi; Basidiomycota; Agaricomycetes; Boletales; Serpulaceae. The coding region runs from base 1 to 702 and encodes 233 amino acids. The record is from RefSeq and is a predicted model, not a curated record. The transcript has 5 exons.
AUGCCUGAAGUACUUUUAAUGAUGCCCAAAUUGGAUUACACAAUACACAUUUGGAAGAGUUAUGGGGUGCAAAUUCUCUACAAUGGGGACAAUGGUAACAAAGAGCCUGGGAACAAGGUUGCUGAACAUGGAAAGUAUUUAGGUCUGACCCAAGUGCUCAAUAUAGUCAAGAAGAAGGAGAUAGAGAAAAGGAUAAGGGACCUUUACAGAGUAAAGCCAGGGCAGUCAGAUUAUAUUGGUAAACUGCAGAGUGUCCUGAAGGUAAUGUUGACUGAGCUCAGUGAGGAGGAGCUGGCUAAAUUCAAAGAGAAGCAUAAGGAGUGGUAUACUGACAGGCCAUCAGAAGAAGUGAUACCAAAUCAUGAGCAAAAUGACAAAGCUGUGUUUGAGCUUUUUAGCAAGGUACAACCCAACUGGCAAAAUGUAAAGAUAUGGGAGGCUUGGGAUGGAUCUGUGCCAAAGGAGAGCCUACCAGACAAGCAUAAAGAAAAGGUCAAGCUUCCACUCAACAAUAAUGGAUAUCCCAUCCUUGUAGAUGAGGAUCUGUCACCCCCGGUAACCUUUUCAGACCUACAGGCUACCAUCAGGUGUUUCCUGACAACAUAUUACCAGAUUUCCACUGGAAACAUGAAGGCUUCAGGAUACAUACCUCCAGGGUACAAGUUCUGGGAACUAUCAUAUAUGACAAAGGAGGAGGUCUGA